CACACCCAUCUUGUCUCUGUAAGAGCUGACAUUCAUUCAGUCUGUUCUCAAUCUUACACAAUUGUAAUUCUCCUCUACGUUUCUAUCAGUCUUAUAAUUUAUUCUGAGCUUAUAUUUUUUCAAGUCAUAUAUUAUUCUAUAGUGUUUAUUAUUUGUCUAAGUCUUUUAAAAGUGUUCUAAAUUUUUCUAAGUCUUUAUAAAUUUAAAGUGUUUAUUAUUUUUAAAACAUGGCUGGUUCAAUCGAUGACAACGCUACCUUAUACAAUGAGAAGAAGAAGGCUUUCACUUAUGUACCACCAACACCUCCGGCUGAACUCAUCGAGUCUACAUCUUACACGUUAGACUUUACAGCUAGAAAAUUUAUAAUUGUCGGUAUCGAUCCAACAGAACAACUUCAAACAGUUGUUCUUUUAUUAACAUCGUCACGUUAUGUGAAAAUUAGUACAGAUUUUAUAAGACGGAUAUUCUCGCUUAUGGGUAACGUACUAUCUUUUAUAUUAGACAAGCCACAAAAUUAUAAGCGAACCAUAUUUCUCGAAACCGAUUCUUAUAAAAUAUCGAGUAUGGUGUAUAGCGGUUCAAACGUUCUAGUAAUUGAAUCUAAGACUAAAGACGGAUGUAGAGUUUUAUUAAACCGUAUAGAUUUAAUAAAACUCCAAGAAUUAGAAUGGUGUAUUACUGCUAGUAUUAAAGAAAAAGAAGCGAACAUAAAACCUAAAAUUAUUAAACAAAUUAAUAAUUAUUGCGAGUAUUUGAGGAAAAAAUACUCGCAAUCGGAUUCACCACCCAACAAUUUGAGGGAAAUGGAAAUUUUCAUUCGGAACGUUGAAGUCAGGCAGAGUAUGGACACACCUAACCUCAGUCAAAUUAAAAUGUUUGCGACUACACAAUUGGCGGAGCUUUGUGUAGCUCAUCGGAACGCACGAAACUCAGAACCAUAUGACAAGAAUUUCAAAAGGUUGUCAUCUUUGUCACCUAACUUUUCAACAAUAAUGGAUGAAACGGCUAAAUUGUAUGAAGACAUUGAUGCAUGUGAUGAAAUCAAUCCGUUGGAGGAUGAUAAUUUAGUUAAGUAUGAGUAUUCACCGAUAUCACCAAACUAUUCUCCAGACAACAAUAUAUCAAUUAAACAGGAAGUUGCCACUACAUCUAUUCUAGCUAAGGUAAUUGAUAUAUUGUUGUCUGGAGAAUAG
This is a messenger RNA of Myzus persicae (green peach aphid), 1193 nucleotides long. RefSeq lists its product as uncharacterized. Lineage: Eukaryota; Metazoa; Arthropoda; Insecta; Hemiptera; Aphididae. Bases 228 to 1193 code for a protein of 321 amino acids. The transcript has 3 exons. The record is from RefSeq and is a predicted model, not a curated record.